GCUCGUCUCUUCUACUCUUCUUUUGUGAGCAGGCACACUGUUCUCUCUCUCUCAAUGUUGUCGGAGUGACGUUGUGGCCAAUGCCGACCUCCGCUAGCCGCCUCGAGAGGAUUCCUUCCUCCAAAGCCCUGGCGCCACCACACGACACCGAUCUGCGCCCGGCAAGGAAGCCCCAACCCCGCCGCCGGAUCCGUAACCCCGCAUUCCCCGGCGCUGCUGUCGGAGCCCGCCCGAGAAAGGGCGGCGCAGGUUCCGGUGGAAGGAGGAGCGGCCCGGCCACCCCUCUGCUUCGGUGGAAGUUUAACGAGAAACCGGCGCCGGAACCCGGCCGAAAGGUUGACGAUGCCGGCGCCAGUGAGUUGCCGCCGCCGCCGCUGCCGCGGGUCUCGGCGAGAAAGCUUGCGGCUGGGAUCUGGCAUCUGCGGCCUCUGGAUUCCGGUGGGGGCCUCCGUGAUGGCGAAGGCCGUCCAGCUCCUCCAGGUCCUGAGCCUGUCCCUGGGCAUCAAGGAAUUCAGCUACUAUAUAAUCCCCUUAGCACUGACAUCCACACCAAACAGAAUAUAAAGAAAGAGUUUGCUAGUCCCGUCUCGGUCCUAAGUCCAAAAUAUGGCAGUAUCCACAAGUUUGCUGGAUUUCAGAGUUCUGCAAUGGAGAAGGCAACUAAAUGGGACCCUGGCAGCUUAAUGACAUCGGAGGAGGUAUACCGGUUCUAUAGUCACCUCAAGCUUCUUGAAGAUCAGGAGCUGAACACAGUUUCUAUUGUUUCUUCUCUCCGGACUGAGCUCGAAAGUGCUCAUGCCCGCAUCAAUGAGCUCGAGAAUGAGCGGAGAUCAGCAAAGAAAAAACUGGACCAAUUUUUGAAAAGGCUUGCUGAGGAGAAGGCAUCAUGGCGGAGCAGAGAGCAUGAGAAGGUCCGAGCUAUAAUUGAGGGAAUGAAGGCUGACCUUGAUAGAGAGAGGAAAAAGCGGCAAAAGAUAGAGAUUGUCCAUAACAAGCUGGUCAAUGAGCUUGCUGAGGCCAAGUUAACUGCGAAGCGGCUCUUGCAGGAUUAUGAAAAAGAAUGCAAAUCCCGUGAGCUUGUUGAGGACGUCUGUGAUGAGCUUGCUAAAGAGAUUGGGGAAGACAAAACUGAAAUCGAGUCGCUGAGGUUGGAAGCAUUGAAGAUCCGAGAAGAAGUUGAGGAGGAGAAGAGGAUGCUGCAGAUGGCGGAGGUAUGGCGUGAAGAAAGAGUUCAGAUGAAGUUAAUUGAUGCAAAGCUGAUGCUUGAGGAGAAAUACUCACAGCUGAGGGACCUAAUAAUGGAGCUAGAAGUAUUUUUGGCUGCAGAGACGACUGAAGACUUGGAUGUUGCAUUGAUGAGAGAAGCUGAGUUGCUUAGAGAAAAAGCAAACUCAGUUAACAUUGAUGAGAUAAAAGAGUUGUCUUACCAGCCGCCACCUGCUUCAGAAGACAUUUAUGCUGUCUUUGAAGAACUCCAACCAGCGCAAGAAACUAACGAGAGAUACAUCCAACCUUGUGGUGGUCACAGCCCUAGAAGCCAUGCCUCCAAGAUUGACACGGCAAGUCCUGAAACAGAUGUCUUCCUAGAACAUCCCACAAAGCAGCACACACGUGAGUUGAUAGAUAGCAAUGAUGAUGUAGACGAUGAUAGUGACUGGGAAACCAUGAGUCAUCCUGAGGAGCAAGGCUCAAGCAAUACACUUGAUGGAAGUGAACCAUCUGUUAAUGGAUACUGUAAAGAAAGCAAUGCUUCGGCGAGUGAAGCAGACUGGAAGGAGGAUGGUAUGAGGAACAACAGACUAAACAAUGAGAUCAUAGAGGUUUGUUCUACAAACACAAAGUCAAGAAAAAAGGUGUCUUCGAUAUGUAGACUUUGGAGAUCAGCAGCUCAUGAUAAUGUUGAGGACCUCAAGAAAACAUCAGCUGAGGUGAAACCUGGGAGGCUGUCAGAUGGAAGGAUCUCCAACGGAACCAUAUCUUCAAACAAUGGUGAAGAGUACAAGAAACUUUCAGUGGAGCAUAUGAAUGGAAGGCCGUCAAAUGGAAGGAUCUCCAAUGUAACUUUAUCUCCUGAUAUAGGUUUGGAUGAAGUUGGUUUGAGCCUAGGACAGUGGAGCUCUCCUGACUCACUGAAUCAUCAUAUUAAUCGAGGAAUGAAAGGUUGUAUUGAAUGGCCACGGGGCAAUCAAAAGCACAGUUUAAAGUCGAAGCUGAUGGAGGCAAGGUUGGAGAGUCAAAGGGUUCAGUUGCGCCAUGUCCUUAAACAGAAAAUUUAGCAUGCUUGUUAAUACAGAAUCUGAAGAAACAACAAAGUAAAAACAUUCUUGGUCAUCAAGCCAAGGAUGUUCUCCCUUCGAGGCAGAUUCUGAUACAGUAUCCACAAUAGGCUUUGCCUCUUGUACCUGUAGCCUGUAGUUCUCUGCAUAUUUUUGUCAACUGAUUAAGCAAUUCUAGUACGCAGCUCUUGUUGAACUUGUAUUCUGUUGUAUAUGCUGUCACGACAACUAAAUUCUGAGCAAUGUCUUUCAAAGUGCAAUAACA
Musa acuminata subsp. malaccensis (wild Malaysian banana) is the source of this 2541-nucleotide messenger RNA. RefSeq lists its product as uncharacterized. Lineage: Eukaryota; Viridiplantae; Streptophyta; Magnoliopsida; Zingiberales; Musaceae. The record is from RefSeq and is a predicted model, not a curated record.